Messenger RNA from Recurvomyces mirabilis, 12954 nucleotides. It is a transcript of the gene DYN1, whose product is annotated as dynein heavy chain. Gene Ontology annotation, cellular component: cell cortex; cytoplasmic dynein complex; cytoplasmic microtubule. Gene Ontology annotation, biological process: mitotic spindle organization; nuclear migration; microtubule-based movement. Lineage: Eukaryota; Fungi; Ascomycota; Dothideomycetes; Mycosphaerellales; Teratosphaeriaceae. Gene Ontology annotation, molecular function: minus-end-directed microtubule motor activity; ATP hydrolysis activity; ATP binding. The record is from RefSeq and is a predicted model, not a curated record. Bases 1 to 12954 code for a protein of 4317 amino acids. The transcript has 2 exons.
AUGGAGGAGUCGAUGCUCAACAGAGCCAAUGGCAUUUUGGCAAAUGGAGCCGCAACAACACCCACCUCGUCGGUAGUGACACCACAGACAAUCAUCAAAUACCUUACGAGGGUACUCGAGGUCACGCUUGGGGCGGAUCAGGAGGAGCUGGCUGCGCAAGGAAGCUUGUUGCAUGAGGAGCGAUUGCAGGAAACCAUCUCGAGAUGUCAGCGAUUUGCAUCUGAGGCACAGACUGCCUUGUAUGUGCUACAAGAAUCACCUCUGACCCUGCAAAACGGCCAUGUCAAUGGUGAUGGUGGGCUUGAUCGCGAUAUAUAUAGCCUCAGCGCUGAGGUGCUGUACAGCACGAGAACGACAGGCUGUGUUGCAUUUCUGAAACGACCAUAUCCGAUAGCAUCCGAUGUACCGAUCAGCAGACAGGUCUCCGUGGUCAACUUGCCCCUGCCCAGUACGACACUCGUCUCGGAGACUGGCUCUGUAGCGUCGCCGUACGAAAGCCUGCAUGGUCUGGUGAGAGGUGCACUUACACCACUCUUCGAAGCUGCUGCUCGGAAUGCGGAGCCCACGAAAGAGAAGAUCAGGACGGACGGUGAUGCACGAACAGGUGUCUCAGGGGCAAGGAGGAGGCUUGCAGAUCUGGAAAAUCUACAGCAGAACAUCGAAGUGGAGGCUCCGCGACUGCAGAUACACGAAGCUGUGCAGGCGCAGCUGAAUGAUGUGAAUGGCAACUGGCAAGCUGCGGCGAUGAACAUACCAGAGGCUGCCAUAUCUGACAGCAUGCUGCUCAAUAAGCUCCAGAACAUGGCCAACGACUGGAUCAAGCAGAUAAGAGACUUCACACGCAUUGCAGACGAGCGGCCGGUCGGCACAACAACACAAGAGAAGAAUUUCUGGCUGGCGAUGGAGAAUGCGAUCGAUGGCAUUGAAGCGCAAUUGUCAAGCGGCGGUGUUCAGCUGACGAUGAAGGUUCUGGAGAAGGCCAAGCGGCAUGGUAUAACGGCCAGCUUCUCGUCCGACACAAAGCUCAAGGAGACCAAGGAGAGGGUGCAGAAGUACAAUACGCUCUUCCAUGGAUUUCCGAUAGAGGAGAUGUUGUCCGCUACGACUGUCGAGAAGCUGCGAGAUGCGCUUGAUGAUGUGUUUUCGCAUCUCAACAAGAAGUUGCGCGUCUGCCCAUACCCUGUCCGUCGAGCGCUGCCGCUUGUAGAGGCCAUCUCAGCAGAUCUCGAUAAUCGACUACAUGACCUCUUACACGGGCGCACACUCAUGCACCUUGCGAUCGACGACUUUCACAAGAUUGUCCUUCAAGUUGAGUCAGUCUGGUCGUUCUGGGACGAUGAUGUCAAGGAGUUCACAAACGUCGCGCGUGAAGUCACGCGAAGAAGGAACGACAAGUUCAUCCCCAUCAAGAUUACAAAGCGCCACGACAAGACCCAGGAUCGUCUGAGCUACAUUGCGACGUUCCGCGAUAAUCAUGAUCAGCUGCAGAAGACCAUUGUCAAUGUUCUUGGCCCCGAGGAAGAGGCGAUCGAUGCGCCGGAUGCUGCUGCGGCGCCUGUCGUUGUGGAGGAGAUGGGCGACAUGGAUGCUGUAGAGGAGAUCGCGCAAGCCUACGUUGCUGUCAAGGAUGUAGACGUACUCGACAUCACACCGGAAGGCGAACGUCUGUGGACACAAGCAGAGGCAGCAUACAACGAGCGAACAGCGAGGGUUGAGAACUCUAUCAUCGCUCGGCUUCGAGAUCGACUUGCCGUGGCCAAGACUGCCAACGAAAUGUUCCGCGUCUUCUCCAAGUUCAAUGCAUUAUUUGUCCGGCCUAAGAUCCGUGGCGCGAUAGCAGAAUAUCAAGCGCAGCUCAUUAGCAACGUGCGAGACGACAUCGAUGCCCUGCAGAAUCGCUUCACACAUCAGUAUGGUCAGUCGGAAGCCCACGCCAUGGCACAACUACACGAUCUACCGCCAAUCUCUGGAGCAAUCAUACGUGCUAGGCAGAUCGAGCGUCAGCUGAACAACUACAUGAGCAAGGUCGGCGACAUCCUUGGACCCAAGUGGGACCAACACACAGAUGGUCAGAAGCUGCAUACUUUCGGCGAGAGCUUUCGAAGACGCCUCGAUACUAAGCCGAUCUUUGACGACUGGUUGCGCGAUAUCAGCAGACGACAUCUAUCUAUCUCCGGACGACUAUUUGCAAUCAGCCAAAACCGAGCUCGUGGCAAUGUGCUUGACAUACAUGUGAAUUUCGACUCACAAGUCAUCACACUGUUCAAAGAAGUCCGCAAUCUGCUGUGGCUGAAUUUCCCGGUACCACAUGCCAUCAGCAACGUGUCGAAGGAAGCACGACGAGUGUAUCCUUUCGCCGUCAGUCUCAUGGAGAACCUCAAUACGCUCGCCCAGACGAACAUCAGCAUUGAUAGCAUGUCAGAGGUCACCAUGCUGCUCUGUGGCUUCCGCAACGACGUGCAGGCUUUCAUCGCCAAGGGCACCUCUGUCAAGUGGGAGACAUUCGUACUCGCCUACGACGUUCAUGUCCGACAUGCUGGCGAGGAAGUGUCAGGACGAGUGACUGGGGACGACAAGCUGCACGUGCAGUUUGUACGCAAUCUGGGCAACUCAAUCACCACAUUGCAGACGAAGGUCACGACUCUAUCUACAAUACAAGUCUCCGUGGAGGCAUCAUUACGAGAAUUGCAGAGUUGUGCGUUCACGCUCGAGGCUUUCCGCCUUAACCUCGAGGCUUUGCAGAGAUCUAUCGACCAGCUCAACCUUGAGACAUACUCAAACAUCCCGCACUGGGUAGCGAAGACCGACGAGAGAGUCAUUGAGACCCUUCGCUUGCGCCUCCAACAGGCAUUGAAAGACUGGAGCGACGAGUUCGAGCAUGGUGACGAGACGGCGGAUCGCGAGGCUGGCUCGCCAAAUGUGGACACAUACGCCCAUGAUAUUGUCAUGCAGAGCCAGCUCAUUCAGCUGGAGCCGCCGCUCGAAGAUGCAAAGGCCGGGUGGCUGGAGAAUUUGCACGCUUGGCUAGAUAUAGUGUGCAAUCUGCCAAGGAUACAGGCGUCACGAUUCGACAACGCUUUGACGAUUGGGGCCGCGGGUCAGACGCUGACAUACUCGCAAUUGCCUCUGAUGUGUAUGGACGUCCUUGCGGGCCUCUACGAGCGCAUCGACGCCAAAGUGAGCUUGGCUCAGGCAUAUAUCGACGAGUGGCUGCAAUUCCAAUCGCUCUGGGACCUGCAAAUAGGUCAAAUUCAAGAUGAUCUUGGGCAUGAACUUGACCUUUGGCUGCAAUUGAUCCUCGAGAUACGGCAGAAGCGUGAUACUUUCGACACAUCUAGCAACAAGAGAUCCUUCGGCCAUCUGGUCGUCAACUACGAGCAAGUACAGUCUAAGGUCAACGCCAAGUACGAUCAAUGGCAACAUGAACUCCUCGCGCACUUCUCUGGUCUCUUCGCCAUCCGCAUGGUUGAUGUCUACGCCGAGUUUCAGCGCGCUCGGAAAGAUCUGGAAGGAUCUUCGAUGCAAACUUCAUCUACUGCGCAAGCUGUCUCUUUUAUAACAGUAGUACAGACAUGCAAGCGACAGAUCAAAGUGUGGGAGCCUGAGAUGGACACGUUCCGACAGGGCCAGCAGACCUUGUCGAGAUUACGCUUUCAGUACCCCAAAGACUGGCUCUACGUUGAACAGGUUGACCAUGAGUGGACAGCACUGGUCGAGGUCCUUGAGCGGAAGAGCAAGCUCAUUGCUGAUCAGACCGACGCUCUACGUGCAAAGAUCGUGGCUGAAGACGGUGUGGUGUCAAGACGCAUCGGCGAGGCAACAGAGCGAUGGAAUGAUCAACGGCCUGUCUCUGGAUCGAUACCGCCCACCGAAGCAGUAGCAACACUCGAUGGCUUCGGCACGGAAUUGACGCAGCUACGUGAGCAGUCAGACAUGGUUAGCAAAGCGAAGGAGGCCUUGGAGCUGCCUGCUGGACCCGACAAUAUGCUCAUCACUCUGCUGGAGGAGGUGCAGGAUUUCAAAUCUGUCUGGGGUCAUCUCACCAUCGUCUGGGAUCAGCUCAAUGAUCUACGCGACCAGCCAUGGAACAGCAUACAGCCCCGUAAGCUGCGACAGUCACUUGACAACUUGAUCAAGACAACCAAGGAAAUGCCAAGUCGAAUGCGGCAAUAUGCUGCUUUUGAGCAUGUCCAGUCAGUGCUACGACAACUGCUCAAGGUCAAUGUUCUGCUGACAGAGAUGCGCUCGGAUGCCGUACGUGAGAGGCACUGGGUCAAAAUCUUCAAGAGCCUGCAGCCCAACAAGCGAUACUCUGCCAUCUCUAUGACUCUGGGCGAUGUGUGGGACUUGCAACUUGGCCCGAGUGAGUCUGUGAUUCGUGAUGUGAUCACGCAGGCUCAAGGCGAGAUGGCACUAGAGGAGUUCGUGCGCUCUGUCCGGGAGCAUUGGCAGAACUACUCGCUCGACUUGAUCAACUACCAGCAGAAGUGUCGACUUAUUCGUGGCUGGGAUGAUCUGUUCGCGAAGUGCAGCGACCAUCUCAACUCUUUACAGGCUAUGCGACAUUCGCCCUACUACAAGGAGUUUGAGGAGGAGGCAUCAGCGUGGGAAGACAGGCUCAAUCGCAUACAUGUCCUGUUCGAUGUCUGGAUCGAUGUCCAGCGCCAGUGGGUCUACCUCGAAGGCGUGUUCACAGGCAACGCCGAUAUCAAGCACUUGCUGCCUGUCGAGUCAUCGCGCUUCGCAAACAUCAACAGCGAAUUUAUGAAUGUGCUUAAGAAGGUCUACCGGUCGCCACAGGUCCUAGAGGUGCUUAAUAUACCCGAUGUGCAGCGAUCACUCGAACGCCUCGCAGACCUACUCAACAAGAUCCAGAAAGCUCUUGGCGAGUAUUUGGAGAAAGAGCGUGUGGCCUUCCCACGCUUCUACUUCGUUGGUGAUGAAGACCUGCUGGAGAUCAUUGGCAACAGCAACGAUACUGUCCGCAUUGCAAAGCAUUUGCGCAAGAUGUUUGCCGGCAUAUCUGGUCUGGAUAUGGACGGGGAGCAGAACAUUCUCGGUCUGACGUCGAAAGAAGGCGAGCACGUGGGUCUGAGAAAGCCGAUCUCCUUGGUUGCUACACCCAAGGUCAAUGAGUGGCUCAAAGCUCUUGAGAACGGGAUGCGUGAUUCGCUGUCAGAGUCGCUCGUGGGGGCUGUGAGCGCGUUCGAGGCUAUCGAGGAGGGCGACACUGACGCUUUCGAGGCUUACAUCUCAGAGUAUCCUGCGCAGAUUGUGGUGCUGGCAGCCCAGGCAUGCUGGACUUCUCAGGUCAAUGUGGCCUUGAGCAAGGGCAGCAAUGCACUUCGGGGCGUCUACAAUGCUUUGGUUAACCGGCUUGACUUCAUGGCUGCCACCGUACUGCGCGAGCUCGAGCCACUAUAUCGGAAGAAGUCCGAACAUCUCAUUACCGAGUUCGUGCACCAGCGCGAUGUGAUUGAGCGCCUGAUGCAAGGCGGCGCAGACUCUCCAGGCCACUAUCUCUGGCUACUCCACAUGCGUUACGAUUUUGACGCAAGCGCUGCACCUCUCGACCGAAUGCAGGUCCGCACUGCGAAUGCUACGCUUGCUUAUGGCUUUGAAUACUUGGGCGUGCCGGAACGUCUGGUGCGCACUCCGCUCACAGACCGCUGCUUCCUCACGCUUACUCAAGCACUUUGCCAACGCCUUGGAGGCUCACCUUACGGUCCUGCUGGUACGGGCAAAACCGAGUCUGUGAAGGCGCUCGGCGUGCAACUCGGUCGCUUCACGCUUGUCUUCAAUUGUGACGACACCUUUGACUUCCAGGCCAUGGGGCGCAUCUUCCUUGGUAUCUCACAAGUCGGUGCUUGGGGUUGCUUCGACGAGUUCAACAGACUGGAAGAGAGGAUCUUGUCCGCUGUAUCCCAGCAGAUCCAGAACAUCCAGCUUGGUCUCCGUAAGCGCGCAGCAGACCCCGAUGCUGAGAUCGAGCUCGUAGGGAGACAGCUCAAGGUCCACCGGCUGACUGGCAUGUUCAUCACCAUGAACCCCGGAUAUGCUGGACGCUCGAACUUGCCAGAUAAUUUGAAAAAGCUCUUCCGCAGUGUCGCCAUGUCCAAGCCAGAUAAAGAGAUCAUCGCCGAGGUCAUGCUGUUCUCACAAGGCUUCGCUGAUGCCAAGACACUGUCACGCCAGACUGUACCAUUUUUCGACAGAUGUGGUGACAAGCUAUCGAAGCAGCCACAUUACGACUUUGGUCUGCGUGCGCUUAAAAGUGUACUUGUCAGCUCUGGUGGGCUGAAGAGGAUGCGUCUCGCUGUAGGAAACGAGAAAGCUGCCGACUUCGAGCCUCAAAUUAUCGUUCAGAGCAUUCGGGAAACCAUUGCGCCCAAACUUGUGCGAGCAGACGCCACGACUAUGGAGCGGAUCGAGGCCGAGAGCUUCCCUGGAGUCAAAUAUAUCCCAGCAACACUCCAGAGUCUGCGGAAAGCCUUGCGCGAGGUCAUCGAGGAGCGAAAACUCGUCGGCACCGAUGCUUGGCUUACGAAAGUACUGCAGCUAUACCAGAUCCAGAACCUACAUCAUGGUGUUAUGAUGGUCGGUAAUUCGGGUACUGGCAAAUCGACCGCUUGGCAAGUGCUGUUGGCUGCUUUGCAGAAAGUUGAUGGUGUGGAAGGUGUCUGCCAUGUCAUCGACCCGAAGGUCAUGAGCAAGGAGAGCUUAUAUGGCAGCCUCGACAGCACGACAAGAGAGUGGACGGAUGGUCUGUUUACCAGCAUUCUGCGAAAGGUGGUUGACAAUUUGCGUGGUGAGGAAGGCAAGCGUCAUUGGAUUGUGUUCGAUGGUGAUGUUGAUCCUGAGUGGGUGGAGAACCUGAACAGUGUUCUCGACGAUAACAAGCUGCUGACUCUGCCAAACGGUGAGCGCAUCGGCCUACCGCCUAACGUUCGAAUCAUGUUCGAAGUGGAGACUCUAAAAUAUGCUACCUUGGCCACCGUGAGUCGAUGCGGUAUGGUGUGGUUCAGCGACGACACUGUCGAGCUCGAUGUGAUGCUCACACGAUACCUGGCACAGCUGCAGGCGGCUUCCUUCGAUGAUCUGGAAGAAGAUGCUGCUCUUCCAACAGCAGCAGAAUUGAGAGCAGCGACUAUGGCUCACAUGACAAGCAUACUACAGCAGCGCUUGACCACGAACGAUUACAUCAGGAAGGCGCUGUCUCGCUGUGAGCCAUGUCACCACAUCAUGGAGUUCACGAAUAUCCGCGCCAUAGGCACUCUCUUUUCGUUAUUGCGCAAGGCUUGCCACUCUGUGCUUGAGUACAAUCUCCAGCACUCUGACUUCCCGCUAAGUGACGAGCAAGUGGAUGUCUAUCUCUCGAAGAAGCUCCUAGUCGCCACUGUAUGGGCACUCACUGGCGAUUGCCCGCUUGCAGAGCGCAAGACUUUCGGCGACUUUCUGGCUGGCCUCGCCACCUUGGACAUGCCUCUGCUCUCGGAUCAGUCUUCAUUGAUUGACUACGAUGUUUCUCUGCCUAAUGCUGACUGGGCGCCAUGGCAGAACCAGGUCCCAGCAAUUGAAGUAAAUACGCACUCUGUCACGCAGACAGACAUGGUCAUCCCAACGAUCGAUACCGUACGGCACGAAGAAGUACUAUAUUCUUUCUUGGCAGAGCACAAGCCACUUCUGCUGUGUGGACCACCUGGCUCCGGCAAGACGAUGACACUGUUCAGCGCACUCAGAAAGCUUCCAAAUAUGGAAGUCGUAGGACUCAAUUUCUCCAGUGCCACAACCCCGGACUUACUUGUCAAGACUCUCGAGCAGUACUGUGACUACAGAAAGACGCUCAGUGGUGUGACAAUGGCCCCCAAGCAGAUCGGUCGAUGGCUGGUGCUCUUCUGCGAUGAGAUCAACUUACCAGCACCGGACAAGUAUGGUACGCAACGGGUGAUCUCGUUCAUGCGCCAGCUCGUCGAACAUGGCGGCUUCUGGCGGACGACUUCCAAGACCUGGGUCAGCCUCGAGCGUAUUCAGUUCGUGGGUGCUUGUAAUCCUCCCACCGACGCUGGCCGCACGCCACUCGGCCUUCGCUUCCUGCGCCAUGCGCCGCUGGUCAUGGUCGACUACCCUGGCGAACUGUCUCUGACACAAAUCUAUGGCACAUUCAACCUUGCUGUGCUCAAGCUUAUUCCAACGCUUCGCGGGUACGCAGAUGCUCUCACUCAGGCGAUGAUUCGAGUGUACGUGCAGUCUCAGCAACGCUUUACCGCUGACAUACAACCGCACUAUGUAUAUUCUCCGCGUGAGUUGACACGUUGGGUACGAGCCAUCUAUGAGGCAAUUCGUCCACUCGAGACACUUUCACUGGAAGGCUUGGUCCGGAUUUGGGCGCACGAAGCACUGCGAUUAUUUGCCGACCGUCUCAUAACUGACGAAGAACGUGAAUGGACAGACGACACUGUCAACCGAGUGGCUACUGAGCAUUUCCCAAACAUCGACGAGACAGCGGCCUUGAAGCGACCAAUUCUCUACUCUAAUUGGCUCUCGAAGAACUACGUGUCUGUCGCACGAGAUCAGCUCCGUGACUUCGUCAAAGCUCGACUGCGAACCUUCUGCGAAGAAGAAUUGGAUGUGCCUUUGGUCCUGUUCAACGAUGUACUUGAGCAUGUGUUGCGCAUCGAUCGCGUGUUCCGACAGCCUCAAGGACAUUUGAUUCUGAUCGGCGUGAGUGGCAGUGGCAAGACUACUCUUUCACGCUUCGUUGCCUGGAUGAAUGGCCUGUCUGUUUUCCAGAUCAAGGUCCACGGAAGAUACUCGUCCGAAGACUUUGACGACGAUCUUCGCAACGUUCUACGCCGAUGUGGCUGCAAAGGUGAGAAGAUUUGCUUUAUCAUGGACGAAUCGAAUGUGCUGGAUUCUGGCUUCCUAGAACGCAUGAACACGCUGCUGGCCAACGGCGAGGUCCCUGGCUUGUUCGAAGGCGACGAAUACGCCACCCUCAUGACAGCCUGUAAAGAAGGCGCGCAGAGACAAGGCUUACUGCUGGACUCGCAAGAGGAGCUGUAUAAGUGGUUCACCCAGCAGAUUGUGCGCAAUCUGCAUGUCGUGUUCACCAUGAACCCACCCACCGAAGGCUUAUCCUCCAAGGCCGCCACGAGCCCCGCCCUGUUCAAUCGUUGCGUACUCAACUGGUUCGGAGACUGGUCUGAUCAAGCUCUUUACCAGGUCGCCUACGAAUUGACUCAGUCGGUCGAUAUCGAGAAGGCUACCUACAACGCACCUGACAGCCUUCCGAUCGAAUACGACGAGCUUGAGAUGCCCUUGUCACACCGCGAUGCCAUUGUCAACAGCAUGGUCCAUGUCCAUCACUCGUUGCGUGGCUUCAACAAUCGCAUGCUAAAGCAGCAAGGCAAGACAACCUACCUGACACCGAGGCAAUUCCUGGACUUCGUGUCCCAAUUUGUCAAGCUGUACAACGAGAAGCGCGAUGAUCUCGAGGAGCAGCAGCGUCAUCUGAACGUCGGUUUGGACAAGCUACGAGAGACUGUCGAUAAAGUCUCGGAGCUGAAGAGAAGUCUAGCAGGAAAGAAGUCAGAGCUGGAAACAAAAGAUAUCGAGGCUGGAGAGAAGCUGCAACGCAUGAUCGCCGACCAACGUGAGGCGGAGCAGCGCCGUGCUGCGUCUUUAGAGAUCCAGGCCGCGCUUGAGAAGCAAGAGAGAGAAGUUGCAGAACGCAAAGAGGUCGUACUCAGCGAUUUGGCAAAGGCUGAGCCAGCGGUUCUAGAGGCACAACGCAGCGUCAGCAACAUCAAGAAGCAGCAGUUGACAGAAGUCCGGUCCAUGCAGAACCCACCUGCUGGUGUGAAGCUCGCUUUAGAGUCUGUAUGCACGCUGCUAGGCCAUCGCGCGACUGAUUGGAAGAGCAUUGUAGGUAUCGUCAGACGAGAGGACUUCAUUGCCAGUAUUGUGAACUACGACAACGAGCGGCAGAUGACCCCUCAGCAUCGUGUCAGGAUGAGGAACGAUUACUUGUCCAAGGAGGAGUUCACGUUCGAGCGUGCCAACAGAGCCAGCAAGGCAUGUGGUCCGCUUGUCCAGUGGGUGGAGGCACAGGUCAACUACUCAGAAAUCUUGGAUCGCAUCGGACCUCUUCGAGAGGAAGUCGGCCAGCUGGAGGAGGAAGCUCUGCAGACCAAAGCAGAGGCGAAGGUGAUCGAGAACACACUGUCGGAUCUCGAGAAAAGCAUUGCCACUUAUAAGACCGAGUACGCAGCCCUUAUCAGCCAGACCGAGGCUAUCAAGGCAGAGAUGACAAGGGUGCAAUCGAAGGUGGACAGAAGCAUGCGACUACUUAAUAGCCUGUCCUCGGAACGUGGGAGAUGGGAAGGCAGCAGCAAGACCUUCGCUACGCAAAUGGAGACACUGAUUGGUGAUACCUUCCUGGCUGCUGCGUUUCUGGCGUACAGCGGCUUGUACGAUCAGCAAUAUCGACGUGCAAUGCUCGAGGACUGGUCCCUGCAUCUCUCCAACUCUGGCGUUUCCUACAAGGUACAAAACGCGCUUUCCGAAUACCUGUCCACAGCGGAUGAUCGUCAGCAAUGGCACGCUAAUGCUCUGCCGGUGGAUGAGCUUUGUACGGAGAACGCCAUCAUGCUGAGGAGGUAUAACAGGUAUCCCUUGAUCAUCGAUCCAUCCGGACGUGUCACGCAAUUUCUGCAGAACGAGAGCAAGGAACGCCGUCUGACUGUGACCUCUUUCCUCGACAGCUCCUUCGUCAAGCAACUCGAAAGUGCCUUGAGAUUCGGCAAUCCCAUUUUGAUCCAGGACGCGGAGCAUAUGGACCCGAUACUGAACCAUGUCCUCAACAAAGAAUACCAACGGACGGGUGGUCGCGUGCUCAUUCAGCUUGGCAAGCAAGAGAUUGAUUUCUCGCCUGCUUUCAGGCUCUACUUAUCAACGAGGGAUCCGUCCGCGCACUUCGCGCCAGACAUCUGCAGCAGGACCACGUUCGUCAACUUCACAGUCACGCAGAGCAGUCUCAAGACUCAGACUCUCAAUGAUGUACUGAAGUCCGAGCGACCAGACGUCGAUGAGCGGCGCUCCAAUUUGGUGAAGAUGCAAGGAGAGUUCACCCAGCGCCUGCGCCGCUUGGAGCGUAUGCUUCUUCAGGCUCUAAAUGAGUCUCGCGGCAACAUUCUCGAUGACGAGAAUGUCAUUCAAACGCUUGAGACACUGAAGAAUGAAGCUGCAGAGAUCACGUCUAAGGCCGCUGAAACUGAAGGCGUCAUGGACGAGGUGAACAGCACUAUGCGCACAUACGAUAUCAUCGCCCAGUCAUGCUCAGCCAUCUUCGCGGUCUUAGAGCAGCUAUACCACGUCCAUCACUUCUACCAAGUCUCGUUGCAGUACUUCAUCAACAUCUUUGAGACCGUGUUGGAGAUUGCUCGCGCAUCUCCUGAGCGUGAGCCGAAGGCACGAGUGGAUGCUAUGGUCCGCGAUCUGUUCAGAAAAGCUUACCACGAGACUUCGGCGUCUCUACUGCAGAAGGAUCGAUUGACGUUGGCUGUAUUGCUUGCUCAGGCUUCGCCGUUUCCCAUCGACAAGGGCUUGCUCGAUAUCCUGCUGGACAGUGCUUUGACGAGUGUGGACGCGAGCGCCGGUCCGUCUUUACAAGCGAGUGCACUCAAGAACGCUUCCAGAUACACUGCGGUCAAAAACAUCGUGACUGAAAUUGGCGAAGCUGAUAUGAGAGCGUUCCUCGCUGUCGAACAGGCUGAGCUGCAUGUCCCAGGCGCGAGUCAGGAAGGGUUGGCAGUAAACGACAAGGCACUGCGCGACCUGCUUCUCGUCAAGAUCAUGCGCGUCGAUCGCCUCAUCCCAGCGACCGAGCGCUUCGUCAACACUGUCUUCGGCCAGGACUUCCUUGACGUUGCAGAGGACUUAGGCAGGAUCGCCAGCAGCACUGAUGCUAGCUCUCCCAUCGCUCUCUGCUCCACACCAGGCUUCGAUGCCAGCUACAAAGUUGAUCAACUUGUCGAACGUACCAAAGCAAGCUGCAUAAGCGUCGCCAUGGGUUCCAACGAAAGUGUUGCCAGUGCUGACGUUGCCUUGGCAUCUGCUGCUGCUAACGGAUCCUGGGUUUUGGUCAAGAACGUGCACUUGGCUGCAGACUGGCUACAGAAUCUCGUCAAGCGCAUCGACUCGCUCAAGCCAAACAAGGACUUCCGUCUAUUCUUGUCGAUGGAGACAAGUCCCAAGAUACCUUCCAGCUUACUCCGAGCUUCACGAGUGUUGAUGUACGAGCAGCCUGCUGGAGUGCGAGCCAAUAUGCGAGAUUCGUUGUCUUCGCUUCCAGACCAGGCACUACAGCAGCCGGUUGAGAAGGCUCGCGUGCAUUUCUUGCUGUCAUAUCUGCAUGCUGUGAUACAAGAACGUCUACGCUACGCGCCCCGCCUCGGAUGGAAGAGCUUCUGGGAGUUCAACGAUGCGGACUAUGAUUGCUCGGCUUUCAUUAUUCAGUGGUGGACUGACAGCGUUGCACGAGGUCGAUCCAAUAUCGCGCCCAAGAGUCUUCCGUGGGAGAUGCUUCGUGUGCUCAUCUCGGUUAUGUAUGGUGGGAAGGUGGACGAUGCGGAGGAUAUGCGUGAAUUGGAGUCGCUGGUGAAUAAAACCUUGACGCCAGAAGCGUUCGAGGAAGGCUUCAACCUCAUCGGCGAGGUCGCUGGCGAUGCUUCGAUCUGUGUGCCCUUGCCUGGUGGUACCACCAAGAUGGACUUUGUGCAGUGGGUUAAGGAGUUGCCGGAGCGCGAGCCACCUACUUACUUGGGUCUGCCGGCGAAUGCUGAGAAGUUGCUGCUCAUUGCGCAUGCAGAGGAGAUGUUGAAGAACCUGAAGACCGUUAUGGAUGUGCUGGAUGAAGGGGAGCAUGUCAUGGCUGAGGUUACGGAGGAGGAGUAG